GUGAACAAAGCACAGAGAUUCGAAGCAAUGCACACAGCCAUUAGCGUGAGGAAAUCAGUAAAUAAAGUACUAAGACCAAAAGUUUAGUAAGAUCGAAUUCCUGGCUGCGUUUUUUACCCUUUCUGAAAUUCUUCUGUUGAAAACAUGCGUACGGAUAAAAGUAAAAAUCAUCUAGAGAGAGAACAAAAGAAGGGUGAACCCAAUAUAGCCCACGUUGUAGACUUCGAAAGUAGAUGGACGCUACGUUGGGACUCGCUGUAGUCUCCUUUCGCUACUUCCACUUUUUUCAAACCUUAACCGAAAGCAUUGGAAGGGGAACGGUAAAAAAGAAUAGACAAGGCUCACUGAAGUUUCCUUGUACAGACGAAUUAAAGGAGUAAGCAAUCCGUUAAUUUGUUCCCUACCCAAACACAUCAACCCUUUUAUGGACUGGUUACUCUCGGAAGCACUAAAGCUAUAGAGUUGGGGUUUUAUCAUUACAAGCGUGACUAAAUACAGAGGUGUUAGAAUGAGAAGUAGAACUAGCCAAAUGACGAUACUAAUAUAACCAACAGUAUUUACACAUUUAUUUGAUUGGAUGCACUUAGCGCUCAGGAAAAUGAUCUGUCAAGGGAAUGAGUGUUUUUUUUAAUGAAUCUUUAGCAUUGGUAAACAGGUUUUAGCUCUCAUUAACGCCGUAAUCAACUCUUUGACGGGAAGGAUAUUGUUCAUCCUUGCAAAAAAAAAAUCAUCACCCAUCGACGAACAGGACGUAGUUAGGGUUUGAUGGUUAAGUAUUCAGAGAGUAUCGUGGUUACUGCAAGUCCCCUGCUGCUAUUUCAACUGGAAGUCAUCCUUAAAAAAAAAAGUGUAAGUUGAAUAAUUUAAAACUGAAUAAAAAUAUUAAGCAAUUAAAUGACUUUGAUCACAUGAUGGGAAGAAAAGGGGGGAGGAGAAAGAGGGAGGAGAGGGGGCCCCAUGAAUAUUACUACGUUUAAAUACCUUUCUUAUCUUCCUUCCUCUAUGCUAGGGGUAUUAACUGGCAUUUUCUCUUUCUGCGUGUGUGGGCGAGUCUGAGUAGGGUUCAAUAAAGUACUGAUGUUUUCACGCACUUGUCUAUUUCGCACCACACUGGACUUUUCGUCUGCACCAAAGAUAGCCGACGCCUUCAGCAAUCUUUUGCAGCGUACGGGGUUGGAGUUUGACCAUGUUGCCAUUGAUAUCGGUUUUGUUGUCUCCACAAGCACCCACCUGACGCGUGAGUUUUCCGGCCAUGAGCGCGAUGCCGAAACCGUGAAACUCGUCAACAAGCAGGUGACGAAUCUGAUUCUGCGGCGCGUCCAAGCGAAGAAGAGUCUGGCUCUUUUUUUGGAUGGGAGCGAGCCGGUGUGGAAUGCCCACCUGAUGCGUCGUUCUUCUGGAAAGCGCGUGGAGGAAAGGCUGUACCGCCGCGCUGGGUCGCCGAUGUUGUAUCAACUGGAGCGUCAUCUCUGCGGCGUGACGACUGAGCUGCGGCGUCCGCCGAUGGAGUUCAUCGUCAGCGGCAGCGGCGUGCCCGGCCCGGCGGAAGGGAAGCUGUCGGCCUGGAUGUUGGACCUCGCGACGCGAAUUCAACACCCCGCACGGCGCCCCGCAUCCGCGGUGUCGGUGAGCCCCAAUGACAGCUUUUGCCUAAUAGGGGAGAUGGACCUCUUUUUGGUCGCGCUGGGCUGCACCGCCUUCCACAACCUUACCACCUUGAGCCUGGUCCAGGGCGAAUUCAAGUCCCUCUUUCUUCAGGACGGCUUGGACUGGCUGAAGAUGCCGCAGGCCCUUGGGUCCGUCCCCGCGGACCCCGCCUCCCCCCGCCUCUCCCCGGCCCAAUGGCGGCAGCUCGCGGCCCUGAGGACGGACGGGGUCCUGCUGCACCUGUUGGCACACGAGAUGCCGGUGAUGAACUGGCCCGGCCUCGGUUUCGAUUGGGGCAGACUCCUCAACGCGUACUAUACGGAGCGGCAGAAUUCACAAACGGGGCCGAGCGGCGCGAAGGCGGAGGCAAUGGAUGAGCUGGACACCGCGCCGUAUGCGGGAUUUUUAUUCGACGAAUUCCCCCUCACCGAGGGAGGGGAAGCUUCGCUGCGGCUGAAACCGGCUGCACUGUCUCGGGUGCUCGCGCGCGCGUUCCCCUCACACGAGGCGACUUCGUCGGGGCCCGCGGCCGCCUAUCUUGAGCUUCUUCUCCAAUCCCACGCCAUGCUCUGCUCGGGCGAGGUUCCCCACCUGGGAUGGAUCCCACAAAAUGCGCUGCCUGACGAAGUCUCCCUGCCGAAGCUAAAGCCAGAGCAGCUGAUUCACCACCUGCGCUCGCUGGGAGGCCCCACCAAGAGAUCGCCGGGCCCAGGCCCAGGCGCCUCCAACCCACCCCCCUCCCAGGACAAUGAGGGAGGACAAGACCCAUCGAAAGACACCAACUAUAUCGCUCCAGUGCGGGAUCGCAGUUUUGCACUCACGGGAAUUGAGUCGCUCAUCCUCAGCGCGCCACGGGCGGAUCUUGUGGAGCAGAAAAUACCGUUCUACACCGGAGGGGGCAAAAUGUCUAGUGAAGUUUUGAAGGACAUCAUUCAGACUCAAAACGUCUAUGAGGCGUUAACAAAGACCCGCUCCGCAUUGAGUAAAAUGGGUCUCACUUCAGAAAACGGUUCCACAGGUCUCAAAGAAACACUUGCUCAGAACGGCAACCCAGGUUCGGGUAGUGCGCUGUCGAAGCCACCGCAGUCAGUCAAUCAUCCCGCAAUCCGCCACUACCCUGCACACUAUUUUGUGCGCACUGUCAACGCACAUGGUCCACCACCUGGAUGGAGCUACUUCAGUGUGAAUCCCGGCCUCAAGUCCGAGGCGAUGAGUAUUCGGUAUAUACUUAACAAAGCCGAUCCUGACACCUUGCUGCGGGACUUUGACUCCCCUGCGAGUCAAGGGCGUAGCAAACGCAAUACCCUGGACGUCUUUGACAAGGACAUAGGGUGUUGGAUCAAGAAGCACUGUAAUGAUUUUGCAGAAACCUCCACAAUGACAAAUGGUGAUCCUUCAUCACUCCCCAAUAACAAUGAGAAGCCUCGGACGGAACGUACCACGUUACGUGUGCUGACGUGGAAUGUGCAGUUCAACCGACAUAGUGGUGAGCGGACUCCGCUUGGAAGGGCGGGCAUCAAUUGGUGCACAACUACGCGUUAUUUGGCAUUGAGCGAGGUCCUUUCACAAGCAGAUGCAGAUGUUAUAUCGAUGCAAGAGGUGGAAUCAGGUUGGUGCAGUUUUUUAUGUCAACAGCCGUGGGUGCAGGCGGAGUAUGCGUUAUCCUGUCAGGAGAACGGCCACGCCAUCUCACCGUGGGGUGUCAUGAUGCUUAUCCGCAAAGAUCUGAAUAUCAAGGCAUUCGAGUACGCUAAUCUGCCGGCGUUCUCAGGCCAUACCAGCACCAUGCCCGAGGUGACCCUUUCGCUAUCCAAGGAUAUACCGCUGGUAAUAGUGUCCUCAGUACAUCUCCUCGCGCCGUAUAACCAGAACAACAUCGACAACCGUGAGGUCCAACUGGAUAAUCUCUUAAAACGCCUGAAAGCGCUUGCAUCCCCCACCGCAGAUUCCUCUUCGGUACCGUCGCAUAUUCUAACAGGUGACUUUAACGAUACUCUCGCACGAUUCUUCCGGAUCCCGAAGGAGCUCGGCUACCGAGAUGCGUGGGAGGAGCUGCAUCCCCAUUGCAUGUCCGCUGUUAGCAAGGGGGAUAGUGAGGAACGCGGCUACAGCAUCGACGGCGAUGCCAACUUAUAUGCAGCGCGGAUUAUCGAGCCCGAGUUCUUCGGCCGCCCAGAUCGUCUGUUGUAUUCGUCACAGCAUCUUCAGCCGACGCAGGUGGAGCUCUUGGGAACUCAAUCGGUCUUGGAUAUUCUGAAAGAGAAAAACAUAACGAAGCAGGUGGAUAAUCCGAAAGAGGAUAUCCCGUCGUAUCUCUUUUCAUCGGACCACUUUGGCGUUCUUGCCGAAUUUCAAGUUCUCUAA
Phytomonas sp. Hart1 is the source of this 4011-nucleotide messenger RNA. NCBI's taxonomy places the organism in Eukaryota, Euglenozoa, Kinetoplastea, Trypanosomatida, Trypanosomatidae. The record is from the annotation of a GenBank genome assembly.